CGCAGUCUUUGAACCAAAUUGCUUUUUCUCCAUUACCCCUUCUCUAUACCCAAUCAAUCUCAGUCCUCUCUAACCCUUCAACCUUAUCUCUGUUCUCUCUGCUUCCACCACACGUUUAAACCUCUGGGGCGUGGCAAGUUUAGGUCUUUUCACCCAUUUCCUCCACCCAUUAAGAUGGCCAUUCCCUACCCGCAUUUCAUCGCCACCGAGAACGCCGCCAUGGACGCCGGCAUCCUCCUCCCUUCCUCUCCCUCCGUCGUCUUCACCCAAGAUGACCUCAAGAAGAUUGCCGCCUACAAGGCCGUCGAGUACGUCGAAUCCGGCAUGGUUAUCGGCCUCGGCACAGCCAAGCUCGCCGUGGACCGCAUCGGAGAACUUCUCCGACAGGGCAAACUCAAAGACAUUGUCGGAAUCCCCACCUCCAACAUAACCCACGAACAGGCACUCUCCCUUGGGAUUCCCCUGUCCGAUCUCGACUCCCACCCCGUCGUCGAUCUGGCCAUCGACGGUGCCGACGAGGUUGAC
Molecule: messenger RNA, 525 nt
Organism: Vigna umbellata (rice bean)
Lineage: Eukaryota; Viridiplantae; Streptophyta; Magnoliopsida; Fabales; Fabaceae
Product: putative ribose-5-phosphate isomerase 2
Biological process (GO): pentose-phosphate shunt, non-oxidative branch
Molecular function (GO): ribose-5-phosphate isomerase activity
Source: RefSeq, a predicted model, not a curated record